Messenger RNA from Fusarium oxysporum Fo47, 830 nucleotides. RefSeq names its product DUF4396 domain-containing protein. The transcript has 2 exons. Lineage: Eukaryota; Fungi; Ascomycota; Sordariomycetes; Hypocreales; Nectriaceae. Bases 81 to 719 code for a protein of 212 amino acids. The record is from RefSeq and is a predicted model, not a curated record.
AACAACAGUCCCGUCAGGCCAAGAACAAUUCGUGCCUCUUCUCAAUUCGCAUCAUCCGUCGCAUAUGUAGCAAGGAAAAUAUGAAUGGAUUUAUGAGCACCAGUCGACUUUGCGCGCGCCGCACGGGCUUCUUCGCGAUCCCGCAAUCGCGUCACACCACCUCGACCAACAUCCCCUCGGUCAGUAUCAGCCUGCAAAAACACCGGACCAGCAGCCAAUGCUGUAGCAAAAAGAACGCCUCACAACCAUCGACGCCACCAUCUGUAACAUCCCGCGACUUUUGGACCUUGAAGUCGGCUUGGAAGAGGGCUUCUGUCAACACUACGCGAUGCCUCAUCGGGUGUACAGUCGGCGAUUUCGCGGCCAUGUGGUUUCUCCAGGCCUAUUAUCCCGGGCUCAGUAUGGGAAUAGUGAUGCCAAUCUCAAUGGCCUCUGGUGUUUCAACGUCCAUUCUUCUGGAGACGGUAAUGCUUCGCAUCGGCCGUGAUGGAUUGACUUGGCUUACGGCGAUGAGGACAGCUGUUGGCAUGAGUCUGAUCUCGAUGUUGACCAUGGAAGCAGCUGAAAAUGCAGUGGAUUACUAUUUGACGGGUGGCCAAGUUGCUCUUGACGAUCCGUCAUUCUGGCUUGCUGCUCUGGUAUCGAUUGCAGCGGGUUUCCUGGCGCCGCUGCCGUACAAUUACGCGAGGUUGCGUAAAUACGGAAAAGCCUGCCACUGAAAAGCCCACGAGAAAGCAUCUUGCGUCUGGUUUUAAGCUUGUAUUAUUAUGUGCGUGUCUGAUGAACUAUAGAUAGAUAUCAGAUGGAAUCUCUAUUCUUUUAUAUCACAA